Molecule: messenger RNA, 1022 nt
Organism: Pseudocercospora fijiensis CIRAD86
Lineage: Eukaryota; Fungi; Ascomycota; Dothideomycetes; Mycosphaerellales; Mycosphaerellaceae
Exons: 1
Coding region: 75-905 (276 amino acids)
Source: RefSeq, a predicted model, not a curated record
UGGUAGGGCCCGCGGCCUCAUUUUCUUCUUCUUCUUCUCGCUAGGUCUGACUUUUGGACUCAAAUCUCGAAGCAAUGCCCUUUACUAAGACAUAUUUCUUGUGUCCAACAUCCGACUUCAUACAUCCACCACCAACUGGGCCGCUAUGUCUUGGGUCUAUAAUCCGCUCGACGUCGACACCGCAAUAUCCUCUGAACAAAGCAAGCGUUGUAUACAUUCCUAAUGAAUUGCCACCUGUCGUGGAGACCGACUGGAAGAAGACAGUUUCCAUCGAGAAAGGGCUAGGCGUGGGAGUCUAUGCGCAAUUCUUACAGCUGGCUACUGCUGGACUGCCCGUUGGCUCUGAGCUGGACGUUGAACGUUCCAACAAGGCGGCAGAUACGUUUGCCUUCGACACAGUUACCACACUCGCGUUCGAACCGACUCAAGAAUACGUAGAACGGGCGGUCAAGGCGCCAGCCGUGCAGGCAUGGCUGAGAGAGCCGAGGCAGAGAUUUGCACUUUUCAGUGAGCUUUUCCUCGUCACUGGCAUGAAGCUCGUCAAAGGCGCCAAGAUCAAAUACUCGACAUCACAGAGCACCGCAGUCAAAGGAAAUCUCGGGAUCGAUGUGCCGACGCUGGGAAUGACUGUUGGCCCAAAAGGUCAUUGGACUCGUACCAGUGACGAUGAGACGGAGUCCAAUCGUGAAUCGGAAUUUGUUUUUGCGUUUCGAGUGAAAAGGCUCAAGAUUGGCCGCAGAAUAAAGCUUGAGGAGUACAGCAAAGGUGCGUUCAUGAAUGCUGGCGAGAAGAAGGAUGAUGACGAAUGUGUAUUGUUCGAAGAAGUGGACGGAGGCAACAUUCAGACUGCUGAGACUGUUCCGGAUGUGACAGAGAAUGGCGAUGUCUAUUGCGUUCGCCCUUGAUUGCUCUAGAUGAAUGCUGGAAUGCGAACAGCUAGAGUAUCAGUUAAGCAUGCGCGAUCGAAAUUCCGUGAACAAGUUGACGCUUCAACAGCCACUCGUACACUGACUAGUAUUUGU